AUCUGGGAGUCGAUAUUCAAGACGAAAAUCGCCGGCACGAAGCUGUCGGCUUUGUCGACCACACGCAGAGAUCCCAGUCAUAAUGUAUUGAGCUGCCUUUUCCAAAGUCCCCGGAAAUUUCCACCUCUCCACUCAUUCGCUGCCCUGCAGCUGGGAAACCCAGAUGUCCGGCAUGUGAUACAUUCAUUGACGUUUGGAGAUGAUAUUUCGGAAAUUGCCCUCACUGGAUCGUACGAUCCGCUGGCAAAGAAAGACGUGAGCGUAGGUGUAGAUGGACUCAACACACAUGAAUAUAUUUUAAAGAUUGUCCCAUCCGUCUACCAAGACAUCUCUGGAGCCGUCACAAACAGCUACCAAUACACCUAUGGACACCGGGACAACCGCAACCCAUUACGGUCCGCCAUGUCGAAUAUCGACAGGAAGUUUCUACACGUUUUGACAUCACAGCUGGGCAAAUUGACA
Mesorhabditis spiculigera is the source of this 462-nucleotide messenger RNA. The record is from the annotation of a GenBank genome assembly. Lineage: Eukaryota; Metazoa; Nematoda; Chromadorea; Rhabditida; Rhabditidae.